Molecule: messenger RNA, 1407 nt
Organism: Fraxinus pennsylvanica
Lineage: Eukaryota; Viridiplantae; Streptophyta; Magnoliopsida; Lamiales; Oleaceae
Source: the annotation of a GenBank genome assembly
AUGUUUGUUGUUAAUUUGUUCUUGAUAAUUUUCUUGAUUAUAUGCCUAUUAUUUCUCGUUCGAUUAUUAUUGCAUCGAACUGCUUUAAUUUAUGUUUUGAGAAAGUGGGUUGAACGGAUUGAUGAUCAAAUUCAUGUUCAUCAGCAAUUUAGGGUCCCGGAGUUGAAUGAAAGCGGCCAAGAAAAUCAGCUAUACCGGAAAGUUCAGCUAUAUGUAAAUUCAUUGGCUUCAGUUGAAGAUUCCGAUUAUACGAACUUGUUCUCCAGCGAGGAGUCGAACGACAUUGUUUUGGCACUGGAGGAUGAUCAGAUAAUCCGGGACACUUUUCUCGGAGCUCGAGUUAUGUGGGUGAGAAUUGAUCGAAGUUUUGUGUUGAAGAUUAAGAAAAAGGAUAAGAGGAGAAUUUUGAAGCCUUAUCUUCAACAUAUUCAUACAAUUUCUAAUGAUAUUGAACAGAGAGGAAAGAUAUUGAAGCUGCACAUGAACACUAAUGGAAAAUGGAGAUCUAUUCAAUUCAAUCAUCCUUCAACUUUCGACACGAUUGUUGUUCACCUGGAUUUGAAAAACAAGAUUAAAUCCGAUUUGGAAAAUUUUGUUAAUUCGAAGCAGUAUUAUCACAAGCUUGGCCGUGUUUGGCGGCGGAGCUAUCUUCUUUACGGCCCCUCGGGCACCGGAAAAUCCAGUUUCAUUGCAGCCAUAGCAAAUUUUCUCUCGUAUGAUGUUUAUAACUUCGAUUUAUCACAAAUUGAAGAUGAUGAUAAUCUUAAUUUGCUACUAUUGCAAACGAAGUGUAAAUCUUUGAUUGUUGUCGAAGAUUUGGAUUGUUACAUUUCAGAGAAAUCGAGAACUGGGAUUUCUUCAUCUGGGCUGUUGAAUUUCAUGGAUGGGAUUUUGUGUUCGAGUUGUUGUGAUGAGAGGAUUAUGAUUUUUACGAUGAACAGUAAGGGAGGGAUUGAUUUUGAUUUGUUGAGGCCUGGGAGGAUUGAUGUUCAUAUUUAUUUUCCUCUUUGUGAUUUCAAUUCAUUCAAAGGAUUGGCCAGCAAUUAUUUAGGGGUCAAGGAGCAUAAAUUGUUCCAACAAGUGGAGGAGAUUUUUCAGGGCGGCGCUACCAUGAGCCCGGCGGAGAUCGGUGAGUUGAUGCUGGUGAAUCGCAGCUCUCCCAGCCGGGCUUUGAAGUCAGUAAUCACGGCGUUGCAAGCUAAUGGUGGCGGCGGAAAGGCGGCAAUGCGGUUGAGGGAUAGUGCAGAGUCAUCUCCAGCGCCUUCAUCCGCGACAGAGGAUGGUGGUGGCGCCGCCUGGAAGGGCACCGUGCCUAAGGAGUUUCGGAAGCUAUAUGGAAUGCUGCGGUUGAGGAGCUGCAAUAGACCAGAAUCGUUAGAUCAUGAAUCCGACAUGAUCGAACGGUGA